Molecule: messenger RNA, 1638 nt
Organism: Aplysia californica (California sea hare)
Lineage: Eukaryota; Metazoa; Mollusca; Gastropoda; Aplysiida; Aplysiidae
Exons: 12
Coding region: 1-1638 (545 amino acids)
Source: RefSeq, a predicted model, not a curated record
AUGCUUUUGAACAUAGGAAGUGGCGGGGGAAUCGCCAGGAUCAAAGGUGUACAACAACCCCUGGUUGCUUUUGGUGCCUCUGAUUCCAAGAUGGAGGAGGACGACUACAAGAAAUACCCAGAUCUGCAGAUGUUGCCCUCAAUGGCGGGUGCUACUGUUCUAGCGUACAAUCUGCCCGGAGUAUCUCAACUGAACAUGACGCUUGACCACCUAGUGGACAUCUACAGCGGCAGCCUCACCUAUUGGAACGACAGUCGUCUGCAGGAGGUCAACACAGGGGUCAUCUUACCUCCUGAAAAGAUUGUUGUGAUCGCGCGCAGUGACAAAUCUGGCACCACUGAGAUGUUUACCCGUGCGUUGGAUGCUCACAGUGAGGAGUGGCAUAACAAGUUUGGUGUCUUCAACAAAGGUAUCGACAAAAACUACGAGCCCUUCCACUGGCACCCUUCUGUCAUCUCCAUGUACGGGAACACGAACAGAGGAGUGUCUGGUCUGGUGCUCAGUGUGCGAUAUUCUGUGGCCUACAUGUCCCUGUCAGACUCUGUGGCGGCUUCUCUUAAUUACGCCGUUCUCAGAAACAUUGCCGGUAACUUUGUGGAACCGUCGGUGGAGUCUGUUCAGAGCGCUAUGGAUGACUUCCAGUACGCAUUCGACAAACGGAUGACCCUAGACCUGGUGGAACCUUACGGCGACAUCUCGUACCCACUGGUGGGCUACACGUAUCUUAUUGUGCGGAUGUAUACGAUGACAAACUGCAAGACAGCGGAAGAGCUGGUCAGAUACAUAGAGUGGUUCUACAGCGAUGCGAUCGCCAUACGCGAGUGCGUCAAUAACCAUAUGGUUCCCCUGUCUCCCGCCGUGUCCUCGCGGGUCAUGGACCUGGUGGUCAAGAAGAUGACCUGUCGUGGCCGGAAUAUCUACAGCAUGGUGCUGGACACCAAGAAGGCCGAAGAAGCCUCACAGCAGACGUGGUAUAUCCCUGUGUCUGUGUCCGUGCCUCUCCUCGUCAUCAUCUUGUUGUUGCUGCUGCUGUAUAUGGCCAGACACAAGAUCAUCAUCUACAGAGGACUCCUCAGAAACGAGUGGCGGAUCAACAUGGGCGAUAUUGUCAUUAUCGAUACCUCGUGGAAACAGCACCAGAAAAGUACAGACAACGUCAACGGGACGAAAUCGCUGUCCGGACUGAGGGACGAUACCUUGGAAGUAAUCAGAGAGACAAAUCUGAAAGAUUCAGCAAGCGAACUCGACGAGGAUGGUGCAGAGAACGGUUUCAAGCCAAAACAGCUGACGUCAUCGCCCAUUCCUGGAAGCAAUGGUCUGGGUGCGGAGUCUCUGAUGACGCUAGAGACCGUGAAUGAGAGCGCUGUCUUUUCUCAAGCCGGUUAUAUGUUGGGCCAACUAAACAACAAGCUGGUAGCCAUAAAGGACCUUGGAGUUUACAACGUCAACAUGAACAUUUCUCGAAAGCUAAAGAUUCUGUGGAUGAAAGACAUCAUCAGCCAUGUUUGUGUGGCUCGCUUCUACGGUAUGGUCAGUCAGGGUGGAAUCUGCAGUGUCCGGGAGUUCUGUUCUAGAGGGUCCUUGGAGGUAUCAGAGUACAGUCAGUGUGACAAAAAAGACAACUCUUCAGACUAUUAG